AUUCUUUGUGAGUUGAGAAAGAACAGGUCUGAGGAGGGGCUACAGAGGGAAAUAUGUGAGGUUAUAAAAACCAUCGUCCAGAGAAGAGCUGGAAAGAGGAACAGAAAGGGGAGAAGGAUGGCAGAGAUGUAUGAACCCAAGGAGCCAGAUGACUCUGAGGAGGAGACAUUUGGGGGCCAGAGACUGGCUGAGAGGCACCCUAGACUACUGCACAGUUUGAGGAGCUUGCCAGAGUGUGUGACCUGGGCCCCUCUGCUUCUCCUGUUGCUCCUUUUCAUCUCCCUGGGUUUCUUCACGCUCCAGCUGACCACUCUGGUUCAAGUUUCCAGGAUCCGGUGUCUGCAGAGAGAUUCAGGAGACCGUGAGAACAACAGCCUGGAUAAGUGGCUGGACACCAAGUUCCGGAGUCUGACUGAAGUUGCACAGAAGCAGAUGCAAUCAAACCUGGAGGAGAUCCUACAGCACCUGACCCGGAUGAAUGCCACCCUAGCUGGCCUGUGCCAUCCUUGUCCUCAGAAUUGGGAGUUCUUCGACGGAAGCUGCUACUUCUUCUCCUGGACCCAGAGUGACUGGAGAUCUGCCGUCUCCGCCUGUCUGCUUAUUGGGGCCCACCUAGUUAUCAUCGAGAGUACUGAGGAGGAGAAAUUCCUGAACUUUUGGUAUGCCAGAAAUAAUAAACCCACCUGGAUCGGCCUCAGCGACCACCACAAUGAGGGGUCCUGGCGGUGGGUGGAUGACAGUCCUGUCCAACUCAGCUUCUGGAAAAAAGGGGAGCCCAACAACCACGGAGAUGAGGACUGUGUGGAACUGCACAACGAUGGCUGGAAUGAUGGCAGAUGUGUUACAGAAAACCCCUGGAUCUGUGAGAAGCCCUCGGCCCCCUGCCCAGACCUUAGAGAGUUGCUGCCUCCACCAUCCCGCCCUGCCCCGCCACCCCCCGCCCCCCAUUAGCAGAGAUCAGCUACUGGAACAUGCACUCUGAGGGUUCUUCUUGGGCCCCACCCCUUUCCGUUUUCCGCUUUGGUGAAUGCCCAUCCCGUUACUAUUCAGAAGACUUUGAGAUCCUCUAAGACCAAUCUCUGCACAAACUAUAGAUCAUUUUUCUUCAUCUGUCAAUAGGCUCAGCUCCAUGGUAUCCCCUUAAUGGUAUCUGUCCCUCCAUGGUAGCCCCUUAAUAAAGUCAUACCUUGCAUUAUGUG
Messenger RNA from Dama dama (fallow deer), 1199 nucleotides. RefSeq names its product CD209 antigen-like protein E. The coding region runs from base 118 to 951 and encodes 277 amino acids. NCBI's taxonomy places the organism in Eukaryota, Metazoa, Chordata, Mammalia, Artiodactyla, Cervidae. The record is from RefSeq and is a predicted model, not a curated record. The transcript has 8 exons.